Messenger RNA from Fusarium sp. VM40, 2532 nucleotides. NCBI's taxonomy places the organism in Eukaryota, Fungi, Ascomycota, Sordariomycetes, Hypocreales, Nectriaceae. The record is from the annotation of a GenBank genome assembly.
AUGAAGCGCAGUCAUUACGCUUGCGACCAGUGCCGGAGGUCGAAGCGAGCUUGCGAUGCACCACCUCUCCUUGGUCCCGGAGCUUCGAGACGCCGCCCCAUAACAACCGGCGAACCGCUUGGGCCAGCGUCUGAGAGGGACCACGAGGCCUGUUCUUAUUGUACCAAGACAAAGAAAACAUGCACCAUGAAUUGGGCUUGGGCACAAUUGCAGCCUGCCUCCCCAUCAAGUAAUGCUAACUCCGCGGUAUAUUCGUAUAAGACAGAUCGUGAUCUCAAUACUGCGACCAAGAGGCAAAGACCAGAUCCGCUGGCGCCACAUUUAACCACGGACUUCAUGUCCUCGCCCACGCGUAUCCAUGGCACAGAACAACCUGUUCAAGAUCCAAAUCGUCUUAAACAAAAGCCACGAUUACCCAGUCUUUAUACAGUCACUCAUUCCUCAACCGCAACGGUUACUUCGAGCCACUCAGCAGGUCCAGGCCUUGAAAUUUCGCAGACACAAAGUAAUGCAAGACGUUCAAGCAGCUCGACCAACUUACCUGAUCACUACUUAUCAUCUCAUUUACCACCUAACGAGUCGCCAAUGUCGAUUCAGUCUCAAGUCAACCACUGGUCUACUCUCCAGCAGUCAGUUACCAAAGACUCCCAUAGCCAAGGAUCUAUAUCACGAUCUACGAUUGGCAAUACUGAUGACGAAGACAAAGCAAUCAGAGCAAAGCGUCGUCGUACUUCAUCAACAUGGAGUGAUCGCCGCCAACCCUCUUUAUCUUCCUUCUCUGUUGACCAGACUAUGAUGACCAGAUCCAACAACGAGUAUAUAUCUACAAAUCUUUUGCAAAUCUAUCAUGACGUACUUGAGCACAAUCUUUCUUGCUGGCUUACGGAAGUUACCUGCCCCUAUAGGGCACCUGGCUAUGUGACAGGUGGUAUACAUGCUCCAACAGAAUGGGGAUCAUCAUGGUCAAAUCGCAUAUACCGUCGUACCAUCAACCUUGAUCACGCAAUCCAGACCGCAAAACUUACAAAGCUUACCCGUGCUGAGGAUCAAGCUGCAGCUAAAGCCUUCCAGCUUUCAAUAAUGGCAUUUGCCACUCAAUGGGCUCAAGGCAGUCGUCGUCAGCAGCAGCGUUAUUCUGGCGAUGAUAAUGGGGUACCAGAUGAUAUACUUAAUGAUGUCACGGAGGAGUUCGACCGCAACAUUCAGCGAAACAUCUGGGAGCAAGCUAAAAGGGCUCUUCAAGAAGUUGCCGAUGUGGAAUCAUAUCGUGUGGCCACUGCAGAGCUGAUAUUUGGUUUGACGCAGAAGCCUUGGACUCGUGACGAUGAACCUAUGAGAACGAAGAGUAACCCCAAUACACUGACCAAUGCUCAAGCGAGAGUUGAUAUGACAGCCCUAAAUUCUGAGCUAGGGGAUAUCAUUUCACGAGAUGGCCUGCCAGUCUUCAUAGAGAGAGCUGCCCGCAAAAUGCACGCUCUGAAAUUCCGGUUCGACUCUGGGCGACGCGGUGUGACUGGAUCUCUUACCCGGCAAAAGAAUAACGAUUCGCUCUCAAUGAUGAAUCCCGAAGAUCGUGGAACUGUUGGGCUCCUGUACUGGCUUGCCGUCAUGCUUGAUACUGUUUCGUCGUCUAUGAGCGAACGUCCAGUUGUGGUAGCCGACGCAGACAGUCAACAUGACGACGCAGAUGAGGACCUUGACGCAACGACGAACGGACGAUGGAAUGUCCCACUGUUCAUCCAAGAUAGCCUGGAACAGCCGCAUAUGUAUCAUACGAUACACUGGCCUUGCUCAUACGAAUCCGCUGCUGAGGCUGUUACCAAGUCAGCACCCGUCAAGGUCCUACUCUUCCGACACAUUUCAUAUCUUCAGAACAUUUUGAGGAGGGGUGGCCGAGGAGUCAAAGUUGAAGAAACUAUCAAAACUACUACCUCGCUGUAUCGGUAUUGGAACAUGACACACGGAGCUUUCUUUAAAGAACUGCUAUAUGACUACGAAACAGUUCCUGGCCGUCUUCAGAGCUGGUUCGUUUGUAUUUCUGGCCAUUGGAAUCUUGGUGCUCUCAUGCUCGCCGACCUUAUCGAAUACGUGGACGAGAAUGAGCUAGGAGAACCAACAGCAUCCCAUGGCCGAGUGUCCAGCAAGAUGGUUACAAGAAUACGGGAAUCGAGUGCGCGAGAGUUGUCUGACUUGGCCAAGGUAUCGACCCCUGCUCAGAACCUAGGCAGCAUGACUGCACCGCAAAUGACACAUUUUCACCAUGCUGUGAACGAGGCAACAAUUCUUACAGAGCCCUGGACCAUUUUACUCAUCAGGGCCUUCGCUAAGGCCGCCAUGAUACUUAUUAAUGAAGCUAAAGAUUUCCUGGAAUAUGGUAUGACUGCACCGGGAAAUACUGGUCAUGACUUUCAAGAGAGUAUGCGUCGUGCACAGGAAUGCGUUAAAGGACUUUGGAUAUUGGGCAAAAAGUCUGAUAUGGCAAGGAGGUCGGCAGAUACGUUAGUUGCAGCGAUGAAGAAGUUGAAAGUUUAG